GCGAUGAUGAUGAUGAUGGCGACGACGACAUUGAUGAGGAUAAUGAUGAUGACGAUGAUGACAACAGCGACGAUGGUCAUGAGGAUGAUGGUGAAGAUAAUCAAGAUGAUGAUGAUGAUAUUAGUCAUGCCGAUGUUGAUGCUAAAGAUGACGUUGGUGUGCAUCACGCAAAUGGUGAGGCGGCCCCAGAAGAAAUUAACGAAGAACAAGAACUAGAAAAUGGCGAGACGGUGACUGCAACGGAAACGAUGUCAGACAACGUAAUACCCGAACAAGAGGACGAGGAGGGUUCUUCCCCUGUCAACCCAUUUGAUAUAGUAACAGAGAACCCAACAGAAUUUAAUGACGAAUCUACGACGACCACAGAGGAAGAGUAUGCCGAGUACAGCAACGAUACUAUUGACGUCAUCGGGAAGGAAUUGGAAUCUAGCGAGAUAGGUGAAAAUGACGUUAACAAAGAGGAGCACGAAGAAUUUGAAGAGAGAUAUGACGACGCCAAUGACGACGCCGAUGCUGACAGUGGUGAUGACGAUGAAAACGAUUGUCAAGAAUAUGAUAAGGGAGACAACAACAACGGGAAUAAUGCCCAUAAAACAAACAUCGUUGGUGAAGAGAGAAGCGAUACCGACAUUAACGAGGUCGGGCAAGCAGACACACUAGUUGCUCAUGUAGACGGCCAUGGUGUCGUCGAUAUUGGGAAGAACGAAGACUGGAAAGACAUGAUGCUGGGGGACCAGAUGAUUAUUCGUGAUACCACUACUGUGGAUCCUAUUGAUGAAGACUCUAGAAAGUGGGCGCAGUAUUUCAACGAGGUGGUUGGAAAAGAUAACGUAGAACCUUCUCCAAUCGCCAGCAAGCAAGUAAAGGUGGAGACACAACCUAAAGCUGCAGACAAUGUCCGAAAGGACCUGGAGCAAACUACCGACGAACAGCUGCGACAGUUUUCCAGCAUGGCCGACAAGAUGAUGAAGCUGUUCCAAGUGACUAAGCAGGCCGGACAAACGGGCGGCGUGCCAAUGGUGGUCGGUGACACUCCUGGCGGGUCGCAGCUCAGCGGCAACUUCUGGUUGGAGCAGCCGCAGAUUCAUUUCAACUACUAUAACACCGAGAAAGGAUUAGGCCUUGCUCGUUCAGUCGAUGGGGUCACUUAUGGAGCCAAUGUCAUAUACCGCCCCACCGGCGAGAAUUCCGAUAACGUUCGAGAUGAGAGCUUCAACUAUGACAACUACGAUGAUCGUGUAUCCGCGUAUAAUAGAAAGGCACAAACUACGGACGACGGGAUGGCAAAGAAAUUGAAUAAAUUGGAAACGGACAUAAAAAGAAGUAAAGUUGGGUUCGAUGAUCUUGGAAGCGAGAUGCUGCAGACGCGCAGGGAGUUGGAACACGAGAUGCUGCGUCUUUACGACUACGUAAGGAAGAUCGGUGGUGACGAAACACCAGCACCAACAAAACAGCUCGGUUACCUGCCCGACACCGGAUCUCAGGUUCAAGAGUUAAGCGGAGCACAGACAGGUAAUGGGGCGAGUAGGAGGCGCGGCAGAAUGAUACACAACUGCAACUUUGAGAGAGGCGAUACGUGUAAUUGGAGCAACACAACCUACAAGGAUAUCAUCACGAGGAAGUGUUGGAUGCGGAAGAGUGGCUGCACACCCGUGCAGAAUACUGGCCCGUGCAGAGACCACACUACGAACAGCACACGCGGUCACUACCUCUAUAUGUCUGCAAUGCACUGCGGUGAAGAGGAAUACUCAGAGGUCAUCUCUCCCAUGAUCAAAUUCAACGCGGAUUCAGAAGGCCAUUGUUUAGAGUUGUGGUAUCAGAUGCAGGGUAGAGACACGGAUUUCAUGGCCGUGCACGUCGUACCUAAGAACCGGCAAGGACGCAGGAAGAUGUGGCACAUCCGAGAACGCUGGCAAGACCACAAACCCGCGGCGUGGAAAAUGGCGCGGCUCACCAUACCGAAGAUAUUCCGCUUCUAUCAGCUCGUAAUCCGGGGACGAUCACUGGGCGCUGAAGGCGAUAUUGGAAUCGACGACAUCACGAUAACCGAAGGACCAUGUUAAACCCUAUAUAAGCUAUAUAUAUAUAUAUAUAUAUAUAUGUAUAACACCCCGCAUUCUCAGAAGCUAGUCUACGUGUAAAACAGUAUGGCGUAAAGUAUCGCGUUUACGAAAGUAGGUUUAUGCUGUGCUGUUUGUAACUGGGCUAUUAGCUUAUAGCGGGUUACGAUCGAUGAGGCCAUCAAUCUUUGUGAAGGUAUAUACAUGUGUCAAUAUUACUCCCAAAUUACGUCAGAUAGAUGACACUAAUAAGGUCCUACAAAAUGUGUCAAUUAUACUUUGAUAUAAGCUUGUAAUAAGCUAGUGGAGCGUAGUUUAGGUCUACAGUUAGAUGUAAUACUCAACUUAUAAUCUCGCAUUGAUAACUAAAUAUAAAUGCACGGAAAGUAGUUGUCCGUUACGAA
This is a messenger RNA of Priapulus caudatus, 2464 nucleotides long. RefSeq lists its product as uncharacterized. The record is from RefSeq and is a predicted model, not a curated record. NCBI's taxonomy places the organism in Eukaryota, Metazoa, Priapulida, Priapulimorpha, Priapulimorphida, Priapulidae. Gene Ontology annotation, cellular component: membrane. The transcript is spliced from 8 exons. The coding region runs from base 249 to 2063 and encodes 604 amino acids.